AUGUCUCGAGAAGAAGGAGCCAACCUCCUCCCUCGAGAGGCCGAUGAAAGCCCAGGUCACGCCGACGCCUUCACCGCUGGCGUUAGUCCGGUGAGGUCGAUAAAAACGGAAAAGUCUAACUCCAGCUCUAGCUCUGGCGAUCCCGGUGAGAUAAACAGCGGCUUGGAGGUGGCAAGCCCUCCGGUGAUUGGGGUCAGCACAAGGAUCAAGGGAGCAGGGAAGAACAGUGCCGCCGUCAAGAGAGAGGAAGGUGGUGGUUGUGCUGGCGUCCGUAAUGGCGUCGGCAGACGAGGCAGCAACGGGAAAGGCAAGAGCGCUCUGGACAUGGAACACGCGCUGCAUAUUUGGACGGAGAGGGAGCGGAGGAAGAAGAUGAAGAACAUGUUCAGCACCCUGCAUGCUCUCCUCCCCAAGAUCCCAGGCAAGGCUGACAAGGCCACCAUCGUCGGGGAGGCGAUCGGCUACAUCAGGACUCUGGAGGACGUCGUCCUCAAGCUGGAGGGCCUGAAGAUGGAGCGCAUGCGCGCGCAGCACUGGGCAUCAUCGGCAGCGGCAGCUGCCGCCGCCACCGUCGCCGGCGAGGGGUCCUCUCAGGCGCCGCGCCACGCCGCCGCCACCGCCACCGCGCCGGCGGUGAACACGCAGCAGCAGCAGGCCGCGGUGACGGUGGCGGCGGCGGGCCCGGCGCCGGCGCUGCAGACGUGGUCGGCGCCGAACAUCACGCUGACCAUGGCCGGCGUGGACGCGUUCAUCAACAUGUGCCUCCCGCGGCAGAAGGCGUCCUUCACCACGGUGGCGUUCGUGCUGGAGAAGCACCAGAUCGACGUGGUGACGUCCACCAUGUCCGCCGACCAGGACAAGAGCUUGUUCAGCGUCCAUGUCCGUCUGAACGAAGCCUCUCUUCAAAGCCCCGAGGGUCUGACGCCUGAAGCCAAGUACAAGCUAGCCGUGUCCGAGCUGAUGGUCAGGCUCGCCGAAUGA
This is a messenger RNA of Oryza brachyantha (malo sina), 981 nucleotides long. Its product is annotated as transcription factor bHLH95-like. Gene Ontology annotation, biological process: regulation of DNA-templated transcription; endosperm development. Bases 1 to 981 code for a protein of 326 amino acids. NCBI's taxonomy places the organism in Eukaryota, Viridiplantae, Streptophyta, Magnoliopsida, Poales, Poaceae. The transcript has 3 exons. The record is from RefSeq and is a predicted model, not a curated record. Gene Ontology annotation, molecular function: DNA-binding transcription factor activity; protein dimerization activity.